GAAACGGAUGAACGGUAAAUAUAAUAAAAAUAAAGUAAAAUAUACAUAAAAAAAAAAAAAAAAACGAGAAAAGGAGAAGACGGUGCGGGAGAGAAAUGGAUUGGGGUGCGCAGUACUCGUCGAGGCGCACGUUAGAGGUCAUCCUCUAUAUCUCUGGGUCCUUCCGUUUCCGCUUCUUUAUCCCUGAAAACCUAGACGCACGAACCUCCCCCUACCUGUUGUUUCGCUCGCAUUCUCCUCCUCCCCCGCGUAGAUCUGAAGCCACAUCCACUCGCCUCCUCUCUGUCUUUCGCUGCGUUUUCGGUUUUGACGAAGAUCGGCCUCCGAGGGUUUCUUCUGUGGAAACCGCUCUUUUCCCCAUCGGAUCUCCUUGAUUUUCAGAAGAAUUUUGAGAUUUAAUAACCAUCCAGAAGUUGAAUUUCUUGAUUUUGUGGAUAGCGGGUAUCAGCUGAGUAGCUGCAAUGCCGGCCCAUGUUGAUAAAUAUGAAGCAUAUGAUGACUAUGCGGAUGAACUGGAAGAGGAUGAAGAGGAGGAGGAGGAAUAUGAGCAAGAAGAAGAAACGAAACCUUCUGCUGAAGAACUGGAAUAUCUUAAUUACAGAGAGCUGAAGAAGGCACAAAUUAGGAAGAAGAUGCAGAAGGAAUAUGGGGCAGCUGCUGCUGGGUCCCAAGAUAAUAAGAGAAAACCUUAUCUUGAAAGCAGUUUUGGUUCAUUUUUCGGCCCCUCUCAGCCAGUUAUCGCCCAGAGAGUUAUCCAGGAAAGCAAGUCGUUGCUGGAGAACCCACACUUGGCAAUGAAAGUUAUCAACUCACAGCGUAAUGAGAAACGGAGUUCAUCCACAGCCACGGCUUCAACGAAUGGCGUAACUGAGAGGAUGUCGAAAAUGAAAAUUGAGCAACAAACAAAAGCCCAGAAACUCAAGGAUACAAGGGAUUACUCGUUUCUGUUAUCCGAUGAUGCAGCUGUCCCAGUUCCCGCAAAAGAUCCUGCUGUGCGAAGAGUGUCUGUUUCUCAGUCUGAGGCACGAUCUGCUCAAGUGCAACAGAAGAGCAACCAGCCUAUGGGCAAUGGUUACAGGCAUGUUAAUGGUGCUCGUGAACAGCAGAGGGGAUCAGUUCAUGGGAAUGGCCAACCACAAUUUGGAGCAGGGUCUCGCAAGGCUAUUUCAACCUCAGGAGCUAGGCCAAAUGCAUCACCAGUAGAUUCUAGGAGGCAGCUUGCUAAAAACAAUGGUAUUGGACCGGGACGGCCAUCGACAGGUACAAUGAAAGGGCCGUCUCCAAAGAUUGCUGCUGGUCAUGUGGAGAAGAAGACUCCUUUGCCAGCUUCCAAGACCAUACUACCCCCAACUCGCAAGCCUCUCCCUUCAAAAAUGCAGUCAGGCAUUCAACGGCCUCAGUUGGGAACCAGGAGAGUAGUGCAAGAACCUAAUAGACAUCCUGAGUACAGAAGGAUAGUGCAGGAUCCAAGUAGGCAGUUAGAGAACAGAAAAGCAGCACAAGAACCCAGUAGAUCUAAAACGAUGUCAAAUCAACAGCCACAUUCUAGACCUCAGAUGAAUAAGCCACCUGUCAGACCAACCUCAUCCUACCCUUUAGCACAACAGAGUAGUGUGAUUAAAAGGCCUGUUCCACGGCGUCCUGAUGAUGACCACAUUGACCGGUACAGUAAGCCUGUCAAAAGAAUUAUCUCACAUGAUGUUCGACCUAAGAAAAAGCAUUCUGAGGAUGAAGAUGCUUUUGCUGAGCUCAGACAGAUGUUAGGGAGGCCAAAGUAUGCCGAGUAUGAAGAUGAUGAUGUUAGUGACAUGGAGGCCAACUUUGAUGACAUAAUGGAGGAAGAGAUGAGAAGUGAGAGAAUAGCGAAGCAGGAGGAUGAAGAAGAACUGAAGCUGAUAGAGGAAGAGGAGAGGCGAGAGAGAAUGCGAAGAAUGGCUAAGAAGCGCAAGUUAAGUCGUUAGUGCCCCGUUAGUUUUUGCUGUCCUCAAAAGGCAGGAGGAAAAUGAAGAACAAAAGAAGUCGGGACUCAUGUAGUUUGAAUUGGGUCCUCAUUGGCGUUCGAUUUCAGUUCAGAUUUCCUUAGGGUGUUGUGUAAUCACAAUUUUUUUAGAUGUAAUCUUAUGGCUAAAUAAAAUAUUGGGUUCUCCUAUGAGUGGUUGGUUCUUGAGUCGCCGUUUUCUCUUGAGAAGAAAGACUGCAUUGAACUGGAUUGGACCGUAGGGUUGGGUAAUUUUGGAUUGGGAAUCUCGGGUUGCAGAUCAUCAUGGAUAAGGUCAUGUUGAGUUGACUGAUAUUUGGUUAAUAUAAGAUCCAUCGAGAGAGAGUCUCGUGUUAUUUUGGG
This is a messenger RNA of Linum tenue, 2341 nucleotides long. The record is from the annotation of a GenBank genome assembly. Lineage: Eukaryota; Viridiplantae; Streptophyta; Magnoliopsida; Malpighiales; Linaceae.